AUGUCCGCCCUUGAUGUAAUAGAAAGAAAGAUCAUCAGCCAUGCUCCAACAGGUUUGGAAUCAACACUUGUUACACAAACACUCCUCCAAGCUGCUCAAAUGAAAGCACAGCAAAAGAGAAAAACAUUAAUUCUUGAUCUUGAUGAAACUCUUGUCCAUUCAGGUUUUCAAAAGCCAGAAUGGUACGACUGUGAAGUUCCAGUUCAGUAUAAUGGCGUUGUUUAUACAAUUUAUGUUCAGAAGAGACCAGGACUUGAUCAGUUCCUGAGAACAAUUGUUACGCUAUACGAUACAUAUAUAUUCACAGCAUCAAUGCCAGAAUAUGCUAUUCCAGUCGUCCAGAAAAUUUUCCCAGAAUUUCCAGUAAAUAGAAUUCUCUCCCGAUACCAUUGCAGAUUAAUUGACGGAAUGCUCGUUAAAGACUUAACAAUAUUCAAGAGGGAUUUAGCUGGAAUGGUUAUUGUUGAUAACUCUCCACAGUGCUAUAAUCUACAACCAGAAAACGGCGUGGAAGUUACUACAUGGGUUGGGGAUCUCAAUGACGAUGAGCUUCUUGAGUAUCUCCUCCCUCUUCUUAUUGACGGCGUAGAAGCUGAUGAUAUUAGACAGUACUUAUAUAAUGCAGCUCAAUAA
Molecule: messenger RNA, 633 nt
Organism: Trichomonas vaginalis G3
Lineage: Eukaryota; Parabasalia; Trichomonadida; Trichomonadidae
Product: phosphoprotein phosphatase protein
Exons: 1
Coding region: 1-633 (210 amino acids)
Molecular function (GO): phosphoprotein phosphatase activity
Source: RefSeq, a predicted model, not a curated record